This is a messenger RNA of Cynara cardunculus var. scolymus (artichoke), 1008 nucleotides long. RefSeq names its product OPA3-like protein. Lineage: Eukaryota; Viridiplantae; Streptophyta; Magnoliopsida; Asterales; Asteraceae. Bases 298 to 792 code for a protein of 164 amino acids. The transcript is spliced from 4 exons. The record is from RefSeq and is a predicted model, not a curated record. Gene Ontology annotation, biological process: regulation of lipid metabolic process. Gene Ontology annotation, cellular component: mitochondrion.
UCUUGUGAAGAAUUUGAUCAACCAAUCCCAGAUCGGAUUCGGAUCAUCGUCAAGAAAACGCUACUGUUAAAUGUUAACAAAGAUAAAUCAUCAAAAAAAAUUUGGGUACUCACAUUCUCCUCUUGAUCCCUUCUCCGAUUCGCAAUUCCGUCUUCUUUUCUUGAAAAUCUGAGUAGCCCAUCAGUUGAAUCGCCAUGGAAUGUUAAUACCUCGUUUCAUUUCAAUCAGGCAAAUCAUCGAACAGUUGGUGUGCGUUUGGACAGACCAAAAUUGUUGGAUCGUGACAAAAUUGGAGUGAUGUCGCUCCCGUUUAUGAAGCUUGGGACGCUUGCAUUGAGAACCCUAAGCAAACCCAUUGCUGUUAGGCUCAAAAAAGAAGCUGCCAUCAACCCCAAUUUUCGAACCGCCAUCAUGGCUGUCGCUCAGGCAAACCAUCGGUUCACGACAACAGUGCAAAGACGGAUAUAUGGACGUGAUACAGAUGUUAAAAUUCGGCCUUUGGAUGAGGAACGAGCCGUUCAGGUAGCCGGUGACCUUAUUGGCGAGCUCUUUGUUUUCACGGUUGCCGGAGCUGUCGUUAUUUUUGAAGUGCAAAGAAGUGCUAGAUCCGAAGCCAAAAAAGAAGAAGCCCGCAAGAAAGAAAUCGAGAUUAUGCGGCAACGCGAUGAAAAUUUAGCAAAACAAAUGGAGCUUCUCGAGCUAAAGCUUGUUGAACUUGAGAAAACCACCAAAGCACAAGCGUUAGUGGACAGUCAAACCAAAGAGGUCAAGCGAGCAAACUCAUCCUCUUGAUCUAUUCCGACCAUGCUUUCGCUAUUAAUAACGCAGUUAUACUUGAUUCUUCGUGGGUACUGGAGCAAACUCGUUACAUUUUACAGAGAGGUUGUUUCCACGACUCAAAUCUAUUACCUUCGGCUUGAUCAACGCUUGCUAUGUGUUUUUGUACCAAUUUUUUCGGAAGGAAGAAACUUAGCUCAUUACCCUUUCUAUCUUGAUUGGUUAUAUCGA